Messenger RNA from Penicillium oxalicum, 741 nucleotides. Its product is annotated as DASH complex subunit DAM1. The transcript has 3 exons. The record is from RefSeq and is a predicted model, not a curated record. The coding region runs from base 1 to 741 and encodes 246 amino acids. Gene Ontology annotation, cellular component: mitotic spindle pole body; DASH complex; mitotic spindle. NCBI's taxonomy places the organism in Eukaryota, Fungi, Ascomycota, Eurotiomycetes, Eurotiales, Aspergillaceae. Gene Ontology annotation, biological process: mitotic sister chromatid biorientation.
AUGGAUUCGCAAGCUCAUCGAUCAGCGGGCCGUCCGCGAGCACCAUCACGACCCACAACCCCCUUACGACCGAGCUCGCGCUCCUCUUUCCGCGAAACAUAUAGCUACGGUCACACUAUCGGCAGCGCGGGAUACAACCAGCCCGCCAUCAAUGCCUUGGAGCCACAGUUUGCCGAGCUGCCCGAUUCCAUGGCGGAUCUGGAGGCCAAUUUCAUGCAUCUGCAAUUGAUGCAUGAGAGUCUGACGCGCUUCAGCGAAAGCUUCGCCAGUUUUCUCUACGGCAUGAACAUGAACGCCUUCUGUGUGGAUUUCCCAGAGGCACCCAUCCCGGACUCAUUCCAGAGAGCGAAGCAGACGGAGGCCCAGGCAGGUAGGUUACAGAUGGGGCUCUACAGGCGUCAUUCAGGUUUUCAGCUCGAUUCGGGGACUGUGUUGACCCUGUUCUCUACAGAGACCGAAGACGAGCCCGUCAUGCGACCAGACGAUGGUGAAAUGACUUUCUUAACGACGGACACCUCCUUCGUCGAACACCCGCCCAGCACGGUCUCCUCGAAACCGUCCAGGGCUCCAGCUUUCGGUCGUGGAGCUUCUCGCGGCGCUUCUCGCGGCACUGCUACCCGCGGUACCACGCGAGGAACGACCAGGGGUAUCACACGAGGACCGACGACAGGACGGUAUGCCACAAGAGGGUCCGACCGGGGUCGACCAAGCGCGCUACCGCGAGGUCGAGGGCUACGGUGA